GACUGGGCCCUGAAGGCAGCACACACCUGUGCGCGGUGGGCGUGGCCCGGUGGGCGUGGCCCGGUGACAGGUUUAUUAACCACAGAGACAGAAGCUGCAGAGAAACGUUCACUUGUUCACCCCGCAGCUCAGAAGAAGAUCCUGUUGUCGUCAUGUCGUCUUUAUGGGAAACACUGGAGGAUGUUCUGGAGUCCCCCCCGUCCUGCGUAGAGGGAGCAAGCAUCAAGUCCAACCCCCAGUUUAACGCAGAAGAAGAUGCUGAGGCCUUGAAGGACGCCAUGAAGGGAUUUGGAACCAAGGAGAAUGUCCUGGUUGAAAUUUUGACCCAGAGGAGCAACAAAGAGCGGCAGCUCAUCAGUGAAGCCUAUGAGACAUUAACAGGCGAGACGUUGGUGCACGACCUGAAAAGUGAAACCCGCAGAAACUUGGAGGACGUGCUGGUGGCGCUGGUCUCCACUCCGGCAGAGUUCGACUGCCACGAAGUGAUGAGGGCCAUGAAAGGAGCUGGGUCCAAAGACUGCAUCCUGAUUGAAAUCUUUGCAUCGAGAACCAACGAACAGAUCCAGGCUCUGAACGACGUGUAUCUGAAAGAAACCGAGAACCUGUUGAUUCAAGACCUGAGGGACGAAGUUUCCGGCGACUUCUCCAAAGCGCUGCUCCUCCUGAACGAGGCGAAAAGGGACGAGAGCGUCUCCGUAGACCGAGAGAUGGCAGUAGAAGACGCUAAGGCUCUUUACGAAGCUUCGGAGAAGAAGUGGGGAACUGAUGAGUCCAAGUUCAUUGAAAUCCUGUGUGGGAGAAGCAUAAAUCAACUCAGACAAACUUUUGUCGAAUACAAGAAGAUCAGCGAAAAAACUGUGCAGGAAAGCAUCGAAAACGAGAUGACGGGGGAGCUGGAGGAGCUGCUGGUGGCCAUCGUGAAAUGUGUGAAGUCCACUCCGGCCUACUUCGCAGAGGAACUGCACAAGAGCAUGAAGGGCGGUGGAACCGAUGAGUCGACGCUGUGCCGCAUCAUGGUGAGCCGGUCGGAGAUCGACAUGCUGGACAUCAGAAAGUGUUUCAAGGAGUUCAACGACUACUCUCUGCACUCGGCCAUCGACUCGGAUGUGUCCGGAGACUACGGCGACUGCAUGAAGGCGAUCUGCGGAGGAGACGACUAAAUCCAGAAGAAACUUUCUGACUCUCUCUCUAAAGCUUCUGUCUUUUAUUUCUUCUCCUCUUCUGUGUGAUGUGUUUAACAAUCAUGGAAAGAAACUUUAAGAAAAGAUUAAAUAAAACAUGAGAACAACCAGUGAAA
Molecule: messenger RNA, 1297 nt
Organism: Hippoglossus stenolepis (Pacific halibut)
Lineage: Eukaryota; Metazoa; Chordata; Actinopteri; Pleuronectiformes; Pleuronectidae
Gene: anxa3a
Product: annexin A3a
Exons: 14
Coding region: 153-1160 (335 amino acids)
Cellular component (GO): cytoplasm
Molecular function (GO): calcium-dependent phospholipid binding; calcium ion binding
Source: RefSeq, a predicted model, not a curated record